Molecule: messenger RNA, 663 nt
Organism: Wasmannia auropunctata (little fire ant)
Lineage: Eukaryota; Metazoa; Arthropoda; Insecta; Hymenoptera; Formicidae
Exons: 3
Coding region: 92-643 (183 amino acids)
Source: RefSeq, a predicted model, not a curated record
ACAGAUUGAAUCUGAUUAUGCCGCACAAUUCGGAAACGUGCUCUCUAUACAUAAUGAAUGGCCAGAAUUUUCACGAAAAAUUUAUACUCUUAUGCAGACUGAAAUUAUAAAAGAUAGAGUAUAUGAAGAACAACUUUAUCAAAUAAAUGAAAAUAUAUCAGAAGGUAAAAAGGAAAGAAAUAUUAGAAUCCUUAAAUUAUUACCAGCAUUAUGUAGUCCAACAAUAAAAAUUCGGAAAGGUACAAGAAGUGUAAAAGCUACAAUAACUGAAUCAUUAAAUUCUUUUAUUUUAUUCUUAAUUAGUCCUGCUGACAUUGAACACAGCAUUGAAUGUCAGAGGAAUAGAGCAGCUGCGUUAAAUUUGACUCUACAACCAUUUGUUAUUUUUGUUGGACGUGACGAUAGCUCGAUUAACGCAUACUACGUUUGUGUCGACAAUACUCUGUACAAAAUUGAGAGUGCUCUCAAAGCUAUAGACAUAUGUUACAAGUGUUUUUUUGUAUUACAUGCCUGUUAUCCCAAGGAAUCUGAACAGGUAUGGCUUCUUAUACAAAAAUGUUUGUAUAAAAUGUCAACUGAGUAUGAUACCGAUGUAAUAAAUACCAAAGUGGCAUCCAUCGAAAAGAAAUUUUAUAAAAUAUAAAGAUUGCAAUUAUUUUAAAA